ACAUUGUUUUGUAAUGGCGGCCAACAGGUGAAUAUUCUGGACAGCUGGAGUUUAUCGCUACGAAAGACAUUUUGAUUUAUAGACCCAUUAACUGGCAUUUAAUCUUGAAGGUGACAAGUAAAUUAAAAUAGAAGCUCUAUAGGAAAGAAAAUUGAAGAUGGGGGCAGGUGCCUCUGUUGAAGGUGGUGAUCAAAUAGAAGAUCAAAUGUAUGCACAGAAAUCCAGUGCAGCUAUGACAGGCGAUACAUCAGCUGAAAGGUCAAAGACUUCCCUUGUCAGUAACAGCAAUGUUAUAAAAGGAUCAAAUAAUUUACUUGUACAGAGAUCAAAAAUUCUAGCAGAUGGUACAGAAGCAGUGAUACAUGUUGCAAAGACUGGAUUUUCUGAACAUGAAGUAACAGUUAUUGAGGGACAGGUAGUUGAUUUUAUAUGGGAAGAAACCACUUCAAAUAUGAGUCUGGUACAAGUUGUUCAUGAUGGUGAGAAAUUACGUCCUGUUAUUGGUGGAUAUCAGGUUAAUCCGGAUGAAUGUGGUGGGUUAUAUCAUCAACAGUUUAAUAUAGAAGGAGAAUAUAAAUUUGCGCUAUCUGGUAUUAGAUGCACGCCAGUAACUGUAAAUGUUAAACGUAAAAUGGAUCUAGAGGCAAGGGUAACAGACAAUGGGUUUCAACCAAGUAUUAUUCAUGUUGAUCAAGGUCAUGCUAUAACUUGGUCAUGGAAGAACUGUUCAGUGCCACACACUAUGCAGGAAGUCACAUUUUUAAUGGAUAGGGGUUGUUUUAAAAAACAGUCAACUAAUCCAAGUAUGGUAGCUACAGUGACUGGAGGAUAUAGACAGCAGUUUCAACGCACAGGAUUAUAUUAUUUCCUUACAGAGAGUGGACAAGAAGUGGGCAAAACACAUUUAUGUAUUGUACACGUCCUUGAUGCCAUCAGGGAAUAUAAAUUGGAGAUUUUAGAUCGAUCUUUUCAGCCAAUGAUACUACUAAUAGAAGAAGGAGAUAGAGUCUGGUUUCUUUGGGAUAAAUUCAAGUGCAAGAAAUCUCACAGUAUCUAUCAAAUAGAAGCACCACCUAUAGGAUAUAGUGAUCAAGAACCCUAUAUUCCGACAAAAGAUGGAUUUAGAUGGUCAGCACCAAGUAAACAAGGAUUAUUAUCACAUCAGUUUCAUAAAGCUGGUGUAUUUUACUUCUCAGACCAAAAUUUUGAUGAAGCAGCCGAAUAUAUCGGAACAAUUAUUGUCAAACCUAAACAAAAAGAACACAUUGUAAAUCUUACAGAAAAGGGAUUUAUACCAGAUUUACUGUAUGCAUAUACCGGUGAUAGAGUAUGGUGGACAUGGAAUGGAGAUUCUGUAACAGAUCUCAUAGAAAAUCUACUUAUUGUAGAAGAAGAUAAAUGUUUAAACCCUGCAGCCAAAAAUAAGCCUGCAUCCCCAAUAUCGGAAGAUUUGUACCAUGUAUUAGAUGGGGAAUCAGCAGGAUUAAUGACAAGAGUUGGAUUAGCUACCAAUCAUUUCACAACUAUUGGUGUCUAUCAUUAUCGUAUAGCUGAAACUGAUGAGAGUGUUAAUACUUGUUCUAUUAUUAUAAACCCAGGAUCAAAGAAUAAUACAGUUCACUUAACAGACAAUGGAUUUGAACCAAAAGUGCUAACAAUUCGUCCAAAUGAUCGUGUUUGGUGGGUAUGGCAGAGUUGUAAGAAACAACAUAAUAUUUUACAAGUCUCACAUCAAGGAGGAAGAAUAGAUGGGGGGUUUUCAAGUGGACAACCACGAGAUAGUCCUUCAGCCUAUGUUUACCAGUUUAUUUCACCAGGAGUUUAUUAUUUUAUAAGUGCAAAUCUUCCAAAGUUAUUUGGAGCUAUUGUUGUGUCAACACAACCACAGGUGCAUGAAGUAACAGUAUCAAACACUGAAAUUUAUCCUGAUCCGGUUACGGUACAAACCAAUGAUAUAGUUUGCUGGGUGUUCCGCCAACCACAGUUUUAUGACAUUAAUCAAAUUGAGACAUUAGACCAACUGUUAGAUGGUCAGAUGUCAGAGAAUCUAUUUUCACCUAGGCGGUGUAUUGGUAGAGCAGUGAGUACUAGUGGUUCUAUUCAUCUAGUUAGUAAAUCAUUCCAAAAGAAGAAAGUCACAAUUACUGAUCAAGUAAAACUGAGUAGUGUUAUAUGUGAUGAUCGUUAUGAUAACACAACAAUACGUGUAGAUAAAAAAGGAUUUCAUCCGUCAAAAGUUUAUCUAAACACAGGUCAAUCUGUUUUGUGGAAUUGGAAAGGAACAGAUGAAGAACAUUUAUUAAACUUUUUGAAUAAAGCAAUAUAUUUCUUUUAA
This is a messenger RNA of Patella vulgata (common limpet), 2335 nucleotides long. RefSeq lists its product as uncharacterized. The transcript has 21 exons. The record is from RefSeq and is a predicted model, not a curated record. Bases 158 to 2335 code for a protein of 725 amino acids. Lineage: Eukaryota; Metazoa; Mollusca; Gastropoda; Patellidae.